AGCAGUUGGAAGUUGGCAGGUGGAGAGGCAGGUUGGGAGGGGAAGUUGGGGGAGGAGGCGGAAGAGUUGCUGUCGGAAGGGGGAGGAGGGAGGGAGGAAAAGAGGAGGAGGCGGUGGAGAUCUGAGCUGAGCCGAGCAUCGAGCCAAAGGGGAGAUGAGUUUGUCUGUCCUCGGCUGAGGCUCCGGCCGGGCCUAGGGAACUGGGAGCUCGGGUUGGAGCGACACCCGUGGAAGUGGGAGGAGGUGGCUCUGGGACUUUAACCCCUUGUGGGCUCUGCGGCAGGGGAUUUAACCCUUUGUGGAUUCGGCCCCUCGGAGGCAGCGUCAUCGGGUAGUUUUAACCCCUUCGGGGCUGGGUUUAACCCGUUGGACUUUAACCUCAUCUCCUUUCCCACCAACUCCUCGAUCGUGGGGGCGCUCUGCGGGGAGGCUUGAGGUCCACCUCCUUUGCACAUUACGUACUGUUAUUGCUGCUGCACCCCCUUGGACCCGCUAUCUGGCCGCGCUGUGGGCACUUAACCCUUUACUGACUUGAGCUCUCCCAAGUUGCAAUUGGAGUUUGUUUACAGAAGGACCUGCUAAAGGCGUCACUGCAGGAAUUACAGACCGAAGAGGACUCUGCUGGACAUUUUUUAAAAGCAAAGAAAAACCUCUUUUUUCAUUAAGGACUUACAGCCAAAAUUUUUCAAACUUCGAGAAGAGGACUCUAUUAGCCAUGGCCGAGCCACUCUUGUCAGAAUACCAGCACCAGCCUCAAACUAGCAACUGUACAGGUGCUGUUGCUGUUCAUGAUGAGCGGAACCCCGAUCGCCCCCCAGGCGCGGAGGAGCGGGUGCCCGAGGAGGACAGUAGGUGGCAAUCGAGAGCGUCCCCCCAGUCGGGUGGCCGUCCGGGGCAGGAGGGGGAAGGGAGCUUGGAGCCGCAGCCGCCUCCCCUUCAGAACCCCGUCUGUCCAGAACCUAGCUGCCCGCAAGCAGGCAAGAAGGGCCAGAAUGGGGACGACUUGUCCGCUGGCGGAGCCCCCCCGCCGGGGGCUGGGGGGGAACCGAGGCCCGAGGCCGAGCCUCUCGCACAGCCAUGUCAUGAUUCCGAGGCCAACAAGUUGGGGGCUCCUGCUGCAGGGGGCGAGGAGGCGUGGGGACAGCAGCAGAGACAGCUGGGCAAGAAAAAACAUAGGAGACGCCCCUCCAAGAAGAAGCGGCAUUGGAAACCGUACUACAAGCUGACUUGGGAGGAGAAGAAAAAGUUCGACGAGAAACAGAGCCUGCGAGCUUCAAGGAUUCGAGCUGAGAUGUUCGCCAAGGGCCAGCCUGUCGCACCCUAUAACACCACGCAGUUCCUCAUGGAUGAUCACGACCAGGAGGAGCCGGAUCUCAAAACCGGUCUCUACCCCAAGCGGGCCGCUGCCAAAUCCGACGACACCAGCGAUGAGGACUUCAUGGAAGAAGCGGGCGAGGAGGAUGGGGGCAGCGACGGGAUGGGAGGAGACGGCAGCGAGUUUCUGCAGCGGGACUUCUCGGAGACCUACGAGCGGUACCACGCGGAGAGUCUGCAGAACAUGAGCAAGCAGGAGCUCAUCAAGGAGUACUUGGAGCUGGAGAAGUGCCUCUCGCGCAUGGAGGACGAGAAUAACCGGCUGCGGCUGGAAAGCAAGCGGCUGGGCGGCGACGACGCGCGUGUGCGGGAGCUGGAGCUAGAGCUGGACCGGCUGCGCGCCGAGAACCUCCAGCUGCUGACGGAGAACGAACUGCACCGGCAGCAGGAGCGAGCGCCGCUGUCCAAGUUUGGAGACUAGACUGAAACUUUUUGGGGGGAGGGGGCAAAGGGGACUUUUUACAGUGAUGGAAUGUAACAUUAUACACAUGUGUAUAUAAGACAGUGGACCUUUUUAUGACAAUAAUCAGAAGAGAAAAUCCCCCCGGCUUUGGUUGGUUUGGUAAAUUUAGCUAUGAUGUAGCUUGCGUGCUUUUCUCCUGUUCUUUAAUUAUGUGAAACUGAAGGGUUGCUUUUCUUGUUUUCUUUUUAGAAGUUUUUUUUUUUUUUAAUGUGUAAGUAACUUGACCAAGUUAUAAUGCAUUUUUCUGUUAAAAAAUCCCCUCCUUAAACGGAGCUAUAAGGUGGCCAAAUCUGAGAACCAUUAAAUUCAUUCUAGGUAUAAUAAAUUUAAUAUUUGUAAAUGUAA
This is a messenger RNA of Odobenus rosmarus divergens (Pacific walrus), 2182 nucleotides long. RefSeq names its product hexamethylene bis-acetamide inducible 1 (gene HEXIM1). Gene Ontology annotation, cellular component: nucleoplasm; cytoplasm; nucleus. The coding region runs from base 716 to 1795 and encodes 359 amino acids. The transcript has a single exon. NCBI's taxonomy places the organism in Eukaryota, Metazoa, Chordata, Mammalia, Carnivora, Odobenidae. Gene Ontology annotation, molecular function: 7SK snRNA binding; cyclin-dependent protein serine/threonine kinase inhibitor activity. The record is from RefSeq and is a predicted model, not a curated record. Gene Ontology annotation, biological process: negative regulation of cyclin-dependent protein serine/threonine kinase activity; negative regulation of transcription by RNA polymerase II.